This is a messenger RNA of Guillardia theta CCMP2712, 2088 nucleotides long. RefSeq lists its product as hypothetical. NCBI's taxonomy places the organism in Eukaryota, Cryptophyceae, Pyrenomonadales, Geminigeraceae. The coding region runs from base 1 to 2088 and encodes 695 amino acids. The transcript has 28 exons. Gene Ontology annotation, molecular function: starch binding; 4-alpha-glucanotransferase activity. Gene Ontology annotation, biological process: carbohydrate metabolic process. The record is from RefSeq and is a predicted model, not a curated record.
AUGGACAUGCAGCUAAGACUGACAAUACGUGGCGGAGAUCUUGCUGUAUCUAAAACUCCGAGAGCUCGAAGCGAGUCGGGUGUGGGAGAUUCCACCGGGAGUGAAACGGAUUCUACACUGCUGGAUGUUUCUUCAAAAAUGAGAGUGAUGUCUUCUGUGCCAGGAAACCGCCCCAUCACGACAGGGAUGAAGAUUGCAGUGAAAUUUCGAAUCAAUUACUCUACAAGAUGGGGAGAAAAUGUAAUCAUCGUUGGCUCGACAGAUGAGCUGGGUGGAAUAUCAAAUCCUUCGGAAGCAGAGACAAGAAGAGCCAUUGCGAUGGGCAAAGGCAAAGUUAUGCGCUACAUUGCGAACGGGGAUUGGGAAUACGUCACUGUAAUGCAUCCUGCCCCAACUGGACUAUCUUAUCGCUAUGCACUAGUCCGAGAGAAAGGCGAGCCACUUGUCGAAGGGGGGAUUCGUUAUGGCAGAUACCUCGAUAUCGAUGACUUAUUAUUGUUUCUGAUGCUCAAUUGUUAUAGGAGGAGGGGCUUGUUAGCCGUGGGCAGUGCUGGCUCUUCGUCGUCGCUGUCUGAGGCUGCCAGCCGUCAAGAACCAAUGCAGCUUGAGGUUCGAGAUCAAUGGCGUGUGAGUCGCCAAAACGGAGAAGACUGGGUGCUCAGGACAGAUGCCAUUGCACAAGUGGUUUAUGGUCAGGGCCGGUUGGAUGCCGUAGAAGAGGCAAUUUUAGAUGGGAAGGUCAAACAUGCUGCGGAUGUGAUGAAACAUGCUGAGCCUCAAGACGGGGAGAAGAGGGCACUUCUAAAGGAUGUCGCUGUCAUGUCAUGUGCAAGAUUUCCCUCGUGGGAACUUGAUCUUGAAGCCCCUACCCAGCUUCUUCCUGCACAGUACAAAUAUGUCGUGGUCAAUCUUACCAACGGAGAAAUAGUGGAUAGAGAAUCUGGAGCUCCUCGGUGGCUUGGUCGCCCAGUUGGGAUAUUGCAGCAGGAGGGUAUUCGAAAUAGCAAGUACGUUGUAUCAGUGCGGGAUGAAGCUACAACCGAUCGUGGAAUGGGAACUGGAGAGUUUGAAGACAUCAAGUUGCUCGUGGAUUUCUGCGACAAAGUUGGGCUCAACUCUGUGCAACUGCUUCCUUUGACAGAUACCACUGCGCACGCACAUGCUACCUGGGAGGACAGCGAGCCGCUGGACUAUGAGAAGGUUAUGACAGCCAAACUUCGCCUCCUACGAAUGGCCUAUGAAGCUUCUGGAAAGAGAGUUGUGGAGUCUGAAGAAUUCGCAGACUUUGUGUUGGAUCAGGGAUACUGGCUCAAACCCUAUGCGCUAUAUUGUGUUCUGAGGGACAUGUAUGGUGUGAGUGAUCCAUCACAAUGGGGCGAGAUGGGCAGGCUAUCAUUUGCACAGAUGGAUGCUCUUUCAAGUCCAGGAGGAAACAAGUACAACGCUUGCAGAUAUUGGUAUUGGGUUCAAUAUCACUUGCACAAGCAAUUCUUGGACGCAAGCCGAUAUGCUGCGAAGAAAGGGGUAGCCUUGAUAGGCGAUUUGCCGAUUGGUGUUUCUCGAAAUGGUGUGGAUAUUUGGUCAAGGCCAGAAUUAUUCAGAUUAGACAAGCGGAUGGGAGCACCGCCAGAUGCCUUCACAGAGUUGGGGCAGAACUGGAACUUCCCGGCUUAUGACUGGGAAAAGAUGAUGAGGGAUGGAUUUUCUUGGUGGAGAGCGAGACUGCGGAGCAUGAACAUGUACUUCCACUCUGUCCGCCUUGACCACAUAUUGGGAUUCUUCCGUUUCUGGGAUCUACCAGCUCAUGCAGUGACUGGGCUCGGAGGACAUUACUUUCCCAGCCACCCCAUCACGAAGGAAGAGUUGGACUCUAAGGGUUUAUGGGAUAGGCAGCGCUUGACUCAGCCGUACGUUCGAUCGCAUCUGUUGGAACGAAGGUUCGGCAAAGACUGGGAAAAUGUUGUGCGUCGCUUCUUCUCGCAAGGGCUACAUGGAACCUAUAGCUUCAAGCCUGGCCUUGACACAGAGAAGGCACUUCAGGAUGCGAUGGAUGUGGGAUACCGACUCAUUCGCGGAGCUGGGGCAUGA